CCUGAGCAGCGGCAAUGGCCUCAUAUAUAGUCUCGACUUCGGAAGCCAUUAGAAACGAUCAUCAUAACAAACUUGACUGGCAUCCAACGUCGCAUAUCCCUGGUCUCUUUUUUCAGCUCAGACAGGAUGACAAAAGAAUCAGAAUAUCCAGUUAUGAUCAACACCGCUAAUUCUAUCCCCGCAGAUGAUGACCCAGCCAGAGAAUCAACUCCUUCAACAGCGCCCAGGUUGGGUAGAUGUUUGGCAGAUGAGCGGUACAAAAUACACGAGCUAGCGCAACGUAAGAUACUUGUUGAAUUUAGCGAGGGAUCGUCAGCAAAUCCAAACAAUUGGAACUUUAAUAAGAAGGUGUACAACGUCCUCAUAGCACUGUUUGUUGUGCUCAACAGUGGUGUAUCGUCCUCUCUACCCAGCAAUGCGGUCCCCGCCAUCAUGGAAGAUUUUCACCAGCGUGGUGAUGGGCAAAAGGUCUUGCCAACAGCUGUGUUUCUUAUAGGAUACAUUGUCGGUCCUUUAGCGUUCAGCCCUCUGAGUGAGGUUAUUGGCCGAAAACCGGUCCUGACUUGGACCUUCACUGUCUUUGUCCUAGCAACACUCGCCUGUGCCUUUGCACCAAAUUGGCCCUCUUUCCUAGUUUUCCGGGUCGUCUGCGGGACUAUGGGCGCAGCACCGCAGACUGUGGUCGGGGGGGUAUAUGCGGACAUGUUUUCGGACUUGAGGAACCGAGGACGGGUGAUGGCUUUCUAUAUGUCGGCUGCAAGCUUUGGACCAAUUCUUGGGCCGAUAAUCUCUGGUUGCUCAGUUCAGUAUGGCUGGCGAUGGACGUUUCGCAUCGAUCUGAUAUUCGCCGGCAUCUCUUGGAUAGGGCUUAUGUUUAUGUCAGAAACAUUUGCGCCCGUCAUUUUAAAAAGUCAGGCCGCUAGACUGAGGAACGAGUCGGCAUGUAAUUCUUAUUUGACUCGGGAAGAGCUGCAAACUGGAGGCUUUCAAUACAGCACGACUCAGAUCGUCACCCGCCCAAUCACCAUGCUCUUCUUUGAGCCCAUCAUUUCUUUUACGGCCCUCUAUAUCUCUCUGGCAUACAGUCUCGUCUUCUUCUAUUUCCAAGCGUAUCCCAUCAUUUUUAAAGGAACCUACAAUUUUGACGUCCAAACCACCUCUCUCGUCUACAUCCCCAUUGGCAUCGGCGCCGCCUCCUCAGGCCUCAUCUCUCUCUACUAUGACACAAUCUACGAGAAAGCCAAAAAGCAAGGCAAAGCCUGGACCACGAGCCCAGAGUUCCACCGCCUUCCCGUAUGCUGCAUCGCAGGCCCCUGCCUCACAAUUAGUCUCUUCUGGCUGGGCUGGGCCGCAAGCCGCGCAAUCCACUGGAUAGCCCCAGUCCUAUCCGGCCUCCUCUUCGGCGUCGGAUACCAAAUGAUCUUCAUCUCGCUGCUCACAUACGUGACGGAUGCAUACAAGAUCUACUCAGCCAGUGCCCUCGCUGCAUCGGUGAUUCUGCGGAGUAUCGUCGGCGCCCUUUUCCCACUUGCUGCGGACCCCUUGUAUUCCACUUUGGGUGUGGGGUGGGCCACCUCUGUGCUGGGGUUUGCUAGUUUGGCGUUUAUUCCUAUCCCUUUUGCGCUGCUUUAUGUAGGGCCUUGGAUUCGGGCGAGGAGUCCCUUUAGUCAGCGGUUGUUGCAGGAGGAUCUUUUAAAGGAGACCAGGGAGGUGAGGACGGGGGAAAGUGCAUAGGAUGGGACUGGAAGGUAUUGUGGUAUUGACGAUGAUACGCGUUAUGAAAUCGUCCGUGUCUCUGGCUCCGAGUGUUUUGCUCAGGUGGUGUUCGCUUAUCGAAAAAAUUGAUAUCGUGAGGGGGGCACGUCAAGUAAUUUCUAAUAUGUGAUAGAAUUGAUUUGAUAACUCUUUC
Molecule: messenger RNA, 1909 nt
Organism: Aspergillus alliaceus
Lineage: Eukaryota; Fungi; Ascomycota; Eurotiomycetes; Eurotiales; Aspergillaceae
Product: putative MFS multidrug transporter
Exons: 7
Coding region: 127-1734 (535 amino acids)
Biological process (GO): transmembrane transport
Molecular function (GO): transmembrane transporter activity
Source: RefSeq, a predicted model, not a curated record